UAAAAAAAAUUCACACAUCAGGCCCUAGUUAUUCAUGAGUAGAUUUUGAUGAUUAUGUGUAGGCUACUAACCUCUACAUGGACAGACUUGUAGUGUUGUCGGGAUUAAACAGGAUUACUGCUCUCUGAUCCGCUUUAAUCUCAGACACCUGAACAGUGAGCACUUACACAUCCACUGGACCUGAGUGAAAACACCACUGGAAUUAUCAUUUUACUAUCAACAUCUCAACACACAUCUCUCUCUGUUACAGGUGAGUCGUGUGCAUGUACGUGAGUGUGUAUCUGUGAGUGUUUCGAUGAGACAUUGAAGUUAGGAUUAACUAAUGGCAGAUAAACGGAUGGUUAGUUAGCUUCACUGCCAUCUGUUACUUCAAACAAAACUAAAUGUCUGGAUGGGUAACUGGGGAAACUUUAAAUUAGAUGGUUUUUUUUUGGCAGAUGAUUAAAUGGAUAAGUCCCAUAGAGGUGUAAUGAAGGAGAGACACAGCUUUAGUUGAAUACUGGAGUCUAGAAUAACCUGUUUCAGGACAACAAGAAAUAAGAAAUGCACCAAUGGCUUUAGUUUUAAAGCUUUUAUAAUGCGGUAGUGUUCUUGUACAUGUAGUUCAUGUUUGUGAUAUUUAGCCGUGAUAUUAUUACACUUUAACAGCUACGUAUUAGAACUGAGGAUGAGGAAGAGGGAGGAAGAGUCUUGUGAACAGAUACAGGACACCAACCUGGACUCACCCUUGUGUCUCAGUUUGACACAGAGCUCCAACGAAGGCAUCGACAAUCCCACUUUUGAUGCUAUGGAUUUUGAGAAGGAAACCAAGACAGAGCUGGAGGAUUUACUGCUCUCUCUUGAGGAGCUGAAGGUUCAUCUGGAUGACAUUGAGAGUCAGGAGGACGUUCAGCUGUUGGUGGAGCUUCUUCUUCAGAGUGAUUUCCAGAAGGUUUUCCUCAUGCACCGCAGCGUCGCUCUGACUAUGAGACACCUCCAUCUGCCACACCCGCUCACAGCACACGCCCUACAGCUCAGAGAUGAGGUGGAAAAUGUUUUACAGUCGUACAGUAAAUAUACUGAAGCUACAGAUCUUACAGACCUCUUGAGUUCCCCCCAUCUACAGGCCCUGAUGGAAGCUCACGACUGUAUAGCCCAGCAGGAAUUGAACAUGGACUCAACUGAAACCAUGGAGCCGUGUGGAAAGACCACAAAACUGGUGUGUCUGGAGAAAACACGUGACGUGCCUCUGGGUGUGACGGUUCGAAACCAUCAUGACUGCGUGAUCAUCAGUCGGGUGGUCCGCGGAGGGACGGCAGAGAAAAGUGGUCUCCUCAGUGAAGGGGAUGAAAUCCUGCAGAUCAAUGGCGUUGUGGUCCGUGGGAGAAGUGUCAAUGACGUCCACAACAUCCUGUCCAGCAUGCAUGGACCCCUCACAUUUCUACUCAUCCCUAACUCUCAAAACAAAAUAUCUUCUCACAGACAGACUUUGAUGCAUGUAAAAGCAAACUUUAACUAUGACCCAUCCGAUGACCCGUACGUGCCGUGCCGAGAGUUAGCUCUGUCCUUCUGUAAAGGAGACGUCCUGCAUGUCAUUAGCCAGGAUGAUCCUAACUGGUGGCAGGCGUACAGGGACGGAGAUGAGAACCAAAAACCCCUCGCUGGCCUCAUACCCGGAAAGAGCUUUCAGCAGCACAGAGAAGCCAUGAAGAAAACCAUUACAGACCAGAAUCAAGAACAUAAAGGGAAACAUUGGUACUCAAAGAAAAAUAAAAAGCAACAAAUAAAACCUUUGUAUGACCCUAAUGUUGCACACCACAUUGAUGAUAUUCUGACCUAUGAAGAGGUGGCAUUAUACCAACAGCCACCUGACCGCAAACGUCCCAUCAUUCUGAUUGGUCAACCAAACAGUGGACAAGAUGGGUUGAGACAGAGACUGCUGUCAUUAGAGCCCAGCCGAUUCGCCAGCGCCGUUCCACACACCACACGUACCCCCCGCUUGUAUGAGGUCAGUGGAAGAGAGUACAAUUUUGUAUCGCGUGAGAGCUUCGAAUCUGACCUGGCCUCAGGAAAGUUCAUUGAGUCUGGAGAAUUUGAGCGAAACCUGUACGGCACAAACACAGAUUCAGUCAAACAGAUUAUUAACUCGGGAAAAAUCUGUCUGCUAUGCCUGCAACCCAGGUCUCUUCAAGUCGUGCGUUCCUCUGAUCUGAAACCCUACAUCAUCUUCAUCAGACCUCCUGUCCUGUUGACCAAAGGAGGGAAGAAACACAAGGUCGAGGACACGAGUGAGCUCCUGAAGAAAGCCUGUGAGAUGGAGCAAAGCUAUGGUCACUUGUUUGACGCGGUCAUUACGAACAGUGAUGUAAACAAAAGUGUCUUUGAACUGAUGAAACUUAUUAACAAACUGGACACAGAGCCACAGUGGGUUCCUUACUCCUGGGUGUGCUGAAGGGCCCUGACUGACUCCAGAACAGUUUCUGUUUAGAAAGAUGGUGCAAGUUAUUUAGAGAAUAAUUGAUUGUCCAGCUCUAUUGAGAACAUUCCCAUAUGGCAAAAAAUAGAUAUAUUCAAAUAUAAUUUAAUGAUAUAUAAUUUUUAGGAAGGCCAAAAAACAUAUUUUUACAAAAAUGUAUUUUUCACUAAUGUAUUUUCGGCCAUUUUUUAUAUUUUGAAAUAUAUUUCAACCUUAUAUAAGCUUUACAUUCACAUCACAUUGGAAGAUAAACUUUGUUACAAAUCUAUUAAAAUUAAAUUUCAUCUGCAAAAAUGUACUUUAUAAAAUGUAAUAUUUUGCCAUAUGGUUUGUAAAAUUAGAAAUGUAUUUGUUGCCCCUGAAAUACAUUUUGAAAUGUGAAGGUUAAAAUAUAUGUAAUAUAUUUAAUUAAGCUUUACUUUUAAAAAAUUAUUUAGCGUAUAUUUAAAACAUAUUUUAGGCCAGAGAAUUAUUAUUUUUUUGCUGUUUGGGUUAGUUUGGAGAGGUUAAAAAUGUGUCCGUUCAAAAUGGCAUAAUUACAGUACACUUCCAUAGGGAUUUGAUAUUUUUCAAAAUAUACAAAACAUGGCCAAAAAUAUAUUUCCUGAAAUAUAUUUAGGAAUAAGUUUACAAAAAUACAUUUUCCACCCAUAUAUCUUUGGCCAUUUUUUGUAUAUUUUGAAAUAUAUUUUAAAAAAUAAAUACAUUUUAAAGCAUUAAAAAUAUAUUUCA
Misgurnus anguillicaudatus (oriental weatherfish) is the source of this 3187-nucleotide messenger RNA. RefSeq names its product protein associated with LIN7 1, MAGUK p55 family member b (gene pals1b). Gene Ontology annotation, molecular function: protein binding. Lineage: Eukaryota; Metazoa; Chordata; Actinopteri; Cypriniformes; Cobitidae. The record is from RefSeq and is a predicted model, not a curated record.